CAACAAAAACUGUUACCAUUUGUUGUUUGUCUGCAAUUUCAGAUGUAACUAAGUGACAGCUAUCAAAACCACCAAACAUCCCCUGAAUCAGAGAUAUUAAACACUUUCACUUUCCGGAGACGUCACAGGUUGUUUAUACCACUGUGUAGCAGAAGAAUAACAUGAGAAGUUAUAGGCACGUCACAUUCAGAUAACUUCCUCCUGUUACAGCAGGUUGCAUGAUGAGAAUGCUGGACUGGAAAGCACCAAAUAUCUUAUAGCAGACUGCAACUAAGUCCAAAAGUGAUUCUCUACAGUCUACAGUAAAAGAAGUCGCAGUUUCAUCAUGACUUCUGUGAACACGUCAUGUCCCACUAACGUGACUGUCGGGAGAUCAAAUAUAAACCAGCUCUACACAUACGUUUACCUGAUUAUAUUCAUCCCAGGCCUGCUGUGCAACACUCUGGCUCUUUGGGUGCUCUGUCGAUUCAUAAGCAAAAAGACCAAAGCCAUCAUCUUCAUGAUUAACCUGACCAUAGCUGACCUGGCUCACGUGCUGUCGCUGCCGCUUCGAAUUCACUACUACAUCAAAGAAGACUGGCCUUUCGGCAGCGGGUUAUGCAUGCUGUGUUUUUACCUGAAGUACCUUAACAUGUACGCUAGCAUUGCCUUUCUGGUGUGCAUCAGCAUUCAGCGCUGUGCUUUUCUCCUGCAGCCGUUCUGUGCCAGGAACUGGAAGUCACGCUACGACAUCUGCAUCAGCGCCGCGGUCUGGCUGGUGGUGGGUCUCUGCUGCUCGCCCUUCAUUUUAAUGAGGAGCAAAUCAAAUUCUGGAAGUAACAGCACAACCUGCUUCAAAGACCUGCCCAUGCACAAGCUGAAUUUAGGCUCGGCCAUUUCCAUGAUGGUUGGCGCUGAGCUCUUGGGAUUUCUCGGCCCGUUAAUUAUCAUCGGUGUCUGUACUUAUUUAAUUGUGAAAUCCUUGCGACGGCGGAACCAAAAGCAGCAGUCCACGGGUAGCACGAGAAAGGCCUUGCGCAUGGUUAGGGUGUGCACAGGGGUCUUCCUCUUCUGUUUCACUCCCUACCACAUCAACUUCCUGCUGUACCUGAUGGUGACUCAGAGCAUCAUAACAAACUGUGCGGCGAGUCAGGCCAUACGAUUCUUCCACCCUAUCUCUCUCUGCAUCGCAAGCCUGAACUGCUGCCUCAACCCUCUCAUCUACUACUUCCUGACCACAGAGUUCAAGCAGCAGCUGUCUCAGCACGGCAGCUCUGUGCUCAGGGGCCGUCUGAUGAGCACCGAGAGCACCUCUUCCUUUAGGGACUGAUCAGGAACCAUUUACAUCGACAUUUAGGGU
Molecule: messenger RNA, 1339 nt
Organism: Cyprinus carpio (common carp)
Lineage: Eukaryota; Metazoa; Chordata; Actinopteri; Cypriniformes; Cyprinidae
Gene: p2ry10
Product: putative P2Y purinoceptor 10
Biological process (GO): positive regulation of Rho protein signal transduction; phospholipase C-activating G protein-coupled receptor signaling pathway
Cellular component (GO): membrane
Molecular function (GO): G protein-coupled receptor activity
Source: RefSeq, a predicted model, not a curated record